AUUAUAUUUAAAAAAAAAAUUCGCGGUAAUAAUUACCGCGCAUUUUUGGUGAAUGGUAAAUUAAUAGUGAUAGUGAGUGAUAAUGUUGGUAGAACGACGGGUACAAAUUAUUUCGUGCAAUCAAAUAGAAACGUGUCGUUCAAAACACACGGAACGAAACGAUACGGCGAGUUGAGGACAUAGAUAAGGAGGACUCCCCAUUAUUGAUAUCGUAUCAAUUUGACCAAAAUUGAAAUUCUAAAUUCUCUCCGAUAGACGAUAAAACGAACGGCGCAGUCAGUGCUCCCGUCGAGUCCAGAUGACGUCACCACAAUAUUGAGAUUCGUGAUUCCAGGAAAGGUGUGGAUUUUCCCGAUUGUUAUUGUUUUCGUAUAUCCGUUUCUCAAUAGUUUUUUUUUUUUUAUUAAUGUAAAUAAUCGUCGUGCAUUUACGAAACUAUCACAAACAUGAUAUUGUCCGUUCCAUUUUAGUGAAAUUUCCGUCACACACGUCGUGUUGACAACAAUGCACUGCGGCUGCGACAUCGUAUGAGUAACAGUGUAAAAUUUUGGUCACCCGCACAGUUGUAAUAGAGGAGGCCACACGGCCAGAAAUUCACCGACACGACCACUAAAAGUCGGUCUCCCGUCAUCGAGUCGUCAACAGGUUUCGAUUCGAUUUGAGCAACGGGUUUGUUCCGAUGUUGGGCAUGGCACACAACCUGGCACCGAGCGUCAAUUGUUCGCUGGACGACAUCGAUCUGAACGCGUUAAAGGUGUGUAUAGUGACAUUUUUGGCAUGCCUGCUAUUUUCACGUAAACCCAUGAUGCGUGUGUAUCGUGCGAUUUUAUUACCUAGUCUACUUAUUGUCUGACAUCUCACGCAUGCCUUAAUUUUUAGGAUCCAGCUGGUAUAUUUGAGCUGAUCGAAGUCGUCGGAAAUGGCACUUACGGGCAAGUCUAUAAGGUAAGUGAUCUAUCAAUUUCCAUCAAAUACGAUAUUUGACAAUCUGUAUCUGACACUGUCGUUUGACAGUUUAGUGCACUUAGGACCGUUCUCACCAACAUAAACUCUGUUUAAAAAUCAAAUAAACCACUUUCUUUUUUCUUUUUCUUUACGUCGGUGAGAACAGCCUUUGAGUUUGUUUCUAGUUACGCUUUUUAAUAUUGUCGAGUAAUCAAUAAAUUCUUGUAAGUUGCGUUGAUAAUUUUAUAAACAAAAUACUUCUUGUUCAAAAGAAAUUUAAUUUCUGUUUACUAUUAUGAAAUUAGAUAGGUAUUUAUAAAUUAUUAUCUUAUUAUUAAAGGUUUGAAGUAUAUUAUUGUAACAUUUGAGUAAUUGAAUCAUACAUUUUCCUAUGAUUUUUAUCAUCAAAUAGGAUAAUAACAUUUUUAAAUCUGAUGGAUAGGCAUUUUGUACUUAUAAUUGUAUUGUAUUUUUCAGAGCAAUAACCUCUACCUAGGUACUUUAUGUCUAGGUAGAUAUUAUUUAUUUUUUUAAAUUUAUGUUGAUUAUCAUAGCCUUGAAGAAACUAUGCUGUAGCUAUUAGAUUAGGGCGUGCCAUUUUUAGUAUAAUAAUUGGCUGUUGACCCUUCAAAGUCCAUCAACAUCAAUUAAUUCUCUGCUACUGUUGUUAUAUAAUUUGUAUUGUUCAUUAGAGUAAAUGUCAUCAUUUUCACGCAUUGAUCAAUUGUAAUUAUUAUUAUUGUUCAUUGUGACUAUAGUACUCUUGUACCUGCAAAUUGUUUCUUUCAAUAAUAAUAUAAAAUUUAUUAAAUUCUAUUUUGAACAAUUUAACAAAUAAUACGUUUAUCAUGAUUUUAAAAUUUGUAUUAGUAAUAUAUUUUUAAAUAAGAACUAUUACAACUUGGAAUGUUUGGAAAUUUAAUUCUAUUCAUUCUGUGAGAGUUAUGAACCCCAACAAGUUAAGAAAGGUUACAAUAUUUCCUUAUAUUAUGACACCAAUUAUAUAUGAACCGCCUACGUUUUUAAUGAAGUGAAUCAUUGUAUGUGUUGUCAUGCACCAGUGAUUUUAGUAUUUCAUACACAUUGUACAGUAACAACUCAGUACUAAUACUACUAUAACUACUAUUUAAUUUGGUCGUGUAAAAAUAAAUUUGUUUAAUAAAUAUAAUAUUCUUAAUUAUUCUUACCUAUAUUAAUAGGUGGGUAUUUUUAAAGUCACAUUGUGCCUCAUAAUAUAAUGAAAUAACAAAUAAUUCUCUUUAUCGGCUCACUCAAUUAACACACAAAUCACUCUUAUUAACUCAUCAAUAUAUUAUUAUUAUCAGUUUAUUAUAAAUAUGUCUAGUUUAAAAAUGUGUUACUUCGAUAUAUAUUAUUAUAAAUUAUUUUAGAUAUACAUAUACAUUAAUAGAUAAAUUAAAAUGUAUUUAAUUUAAUACUGUAUGACUUAUGAAUAUGAUACAAUAAAUUUUAUAUUAUCUUAAAGUUUUAAAAUAUGAAAUAUUCUGCUAUUAGUAUACUAUAUUUACAGUGUGGUUAGAUAUUUAUGUAUUUUUAUUAUUACUACGCACUUUAAUUGUAGUAAUUGAUGAUUAAUUAUUUAAAUGUAGGUAAUGUUUGAUAUGUAUAGGGGAAUUUUCUAACAUUCCUAUUUAUUUAUGCAUAUGACAUAUUCGACUAGUUGAGAUGAGAAAAAUAUUGAUAAAAUUAAAUAAAUAAUAUAAAUGGGCAACUAACUAAAUAAGUAAUAAAAUAAAAUAUAGGUAAACAGUUAAUAGUAGCCAUAAUAAUCAUAAUAACAUCAAUACCAAUAGUACUAAAAAUCACAGACAUGUACCAAGUUUUCCAAGCCAUUUUAUUGCGGCUUGUUCACUCUCGUAUAGUUUUGCUAAUCCUUUUGUAAACAUUGUACUAAGACACGUCUCGAAUAUAUGUUUAAUUGUCUGCAUUUCUCCACAUUCACAAAGUGUGGAGUUUGCCAUGUUCCAUUUGUGAAGUAAAUAAUUGUAUCUUCCUUGUCCCGUUCUUAUUCGGUAAAGUGUUAACUAUUUAGCCCUUGUACUACCCCAAUCAGGGACUUAAAAAAAUGGUUCCUUAAUCGGGUGUCUAUUUUGAAUUUCUGUCUGUUCCCAGCGUUUGAUCCAUAGGUGUUCUACAGAUUCUUUCUGAUGUUGUGAUCCAACUGAUGCUCCUUGAUCCUAGAUUUUUUAAGGAGUUCUGGAAAAGAUUUUAUCUGCUCCUGCCAUUUUUCUGUUUUUCACAGAUUUUAGUGCGUUUAAACCUCUUCAGCCGUGAACUCACUCAUAAGAGCAGACUUUUCUUCACAAUUCCUUAACUCCUCUUGGGAUUCUCUUUGUAUCUCGAUUUUUUUGCUUUUAUGGGGCUUAAUAUUUGAUGUUUUAAAAAGUAUGUUAGCAAUAUCAGUAGCUUACCUUUCUUGAUGGCUGUGCUGUACCAAGCUUCCUCAGGAGUGACCAAUUUUUCCUACUUGAAUGUGUGUAGUCCAUUUCUUCCAUAGCAGUAAUCCAUCUAUUCUUUCUCUCCAUCAAGGAAAGCCAUCAGUUGAUUAGCAGUUUUUUCAUUUCCGGUUUGAUCAUAUCACUUAGUUUAGAGUCACACUCUUUGCUCCAGUAUGGAAUAUAAUUUUGUCUAUGCCCUUUUGGUAUAGACAAUGAAGCAGCUUUUUUUAUAAGCUUUACAAAUCUGAGGUAGUUUUUCAAAAUAGAAGAGAUGUGGUUUAUGUUUUUCUUCGUGUAUUUAGUGAAAUCCAGUCAUUAAGCCUUUUAUAGAUUUCACCUGGACAUUUUAAGGUUGUUGAUCCUUGGGAAAUAGACUUCUAUGUCUAUAAUAACUGAAUUGUGCUGACAUUUGAGGAAGUUUGGUAUGAUUGAUAUUAAUACUCUUAAAAGUUGGUCAUCUUUGUCUCUUGAUGUAAAACAGAUCAGAUGAGGUGGUUGUCCCCCAUCGUUCUGAUUUAAAAGUCCUACCCUGCUUGGCGUUAUAUACUAGAUGUAAGUGAUAAAUAGCAGCCCAGCUGGUGAGUUUUUCCUCAUCUUCAUUUUCUCUAGAGUAGCCCCAUUCUAUGCUAUGUGAAUUAAAAUCACCUAUGUAAAUUAAAGGGAUUUAUUGAACUGGAAGCACCAUGUCAGACCAUCUUUCUGAAGGUGGUUUGUAAAUGUUAUAUAUUAUCAGAUUUCCUAGAGAUAUACCAAUUGUGUGUCCAUAACCCUUGAUAGGGUUUACAUGUUCUUCAAAGUUUUGGUUUAUGUAUGUUAUCGCCAGUCCAAGCUUUGCAUAUCCUUUGUAAUCAACCAUGUUGAAACCUUGUAUUUUCAGUUGUUUUGUAUCAUUUUCUGGUAAAUGGGUCUUUUGAUGCGCCAGUAUAUUUUUUCAUAUCUUUAAGCAUCUUGCUUAGAAUGUCAUACUUGGCUCUUGUUAAACCUUCUACAUUUAGGUGCGGUACUCGGAUUCUCUGUAACUCUUUUUUGCUACUUUUUUUUUGUUUGUCUAUGUAUAUUUUUGUUUUUUAUUAUUUAUUAUUUUUUUUUGUAGCUUUAUUAUUUUAUUUUUUCUACGCAAUGGCCAUGUGUGUCAGUAGAGUAGCUCUUAGAAGGGCUGUUUUUUUGUUGAUUAAGCCAGGAGGUCCAUAGACUUUUGGCUGUCGGUUUGAUGCUAUUUGGUUUUGUGUAUUCAUUAUAUGGUUUGCGAGAAUCCUUUGGUUUGAACAAUUUUAAAACAGACUGAAUUACACUACUCACAGGGGAGAUCACUAGGAGGUAUAGCAUCACCUCCCCUAUAUUCCUAUUAAUUAUAUUUUAUAAGUAUACUAAUUUUAAGACUAUUGACUGUAAUUUUUUUUUUUUUUAAACUGGGUAGAUUUAUGCUUUUGUAUAUUGAUAGUUAAAAGUAAUAAAAAUUUAAAUGGUUAUUGAGUAAUUAUUGAAUAACUCAUAAAACAUUGUGUUGUAAUUAUAAAUGUUGUAAAAGAAGUUGGUAUCCACUAAUUGAUAAACUCUUAUAACUUAUAGAUACAGUUUUUGUUGAAUCAAAUAAAUGUGUUGGUGGUUUUUAAAAAAAAAAAAUUAGAUAAUAAUUGUUAUUGUUUUUAUAGGGGCGACAUACGAAAACUGGACAAUUGGCAGCAAUUAAAGUUAUGGAUGUUACAGAAGUAAGUAAAAAUUUUAAUGUUUUUGAAAUUAACAGUAUUAUUUCAUGAACUUUGUACUUACCAAGUAUACAAUAUAUUAUAAGUAUCUUUUUUUUUGUCUUGGGUUAGUUAUAAUGUUAAUGUAUUCCUUUUUUAUAGGAGGAAGAGGAAGAAAUUAAAUUGGAAAUUAAUGUUUUGAAGAAGGUAAUUUUUUUCAUUAUAUUUUGAUUAGUUUGAAUUACACUGAUACAAUGGUUUAUGUUUUAUAGUAUUCCAAUCAUCGUAAUAUUGCCACCUAUUAUGGUGCGUUUAUAAAAAAAAGUCCACCAGGUAAAGAUGAUCAGCUAUGGCUCGUGAUGGAAUACUGUGGAGCAGGAUCAGUCACUGAUUUAGUAAAAUCAACUAAAGGACAGUCACUUAAAGAAGAAUGGAUCGCUUACAUUUGUCGAGAAAUAUUGCGUGGUCUCAGUUAUUUACAUUCAAACAAGGUUAUACAUCGUGACAUCAAGGGUCAGAAUGUUUUGUUGACUGACAAUGCUGAAGUGAAAUUGGUAGAUUUUGGUGUAAGUGCCCAAUUAGAUCGUACAAUUGGGCGACGUAAUACUUUUAUUGGUACUCCUUAUUGGAUGGCGCCAGAAGUUAUUGCGUGCGAAGAAAACCCAGAUGCUACAUAUGAUAACAGAAGUGAUUUGUGGAGUUUAGGUAUGAUAAUAAAAUUAUUAAAAAAAUAUAUCUAUACUAAAAUAAAUUAUUUAUUGUUUUUUUAGGUAUUACUGCUUUAGAAAUGGCAGAAUCUCAACCUCCUUUGUGUGAUCUCCAUCCAAUGAGAGCUUUAUUCUUAAUCCCAAGAAAUUCUCCGCCUAGAUUGAAGUCGAAAAAAUGGGCCAAAAAAUUUCAUAGUAUGUUCAGUUUAUUAAGAAAAUUAUCUUUAUUUAUAUUUCAUUUCAUGUAAAAUGUAAAUAUUUUAUUUGUUAUAAAGGUUUCAUUGAAACAGUUUUAGUAAAAGACUAUCACCAAAGGCCUUAUACAGACCAACUUUUAAAACAUCCGUACAUUAGGGACCAACCAACCGAGAGACAAGUCCGAAUUCAACUUAAAGAUCAUAUUGAUCGUUGUAAAAAACGAAAGCAAGAAAAAUGUAAAUAUUUAAUAUACCAUUAAUAUAUAUUAAUUAUAAUUAUAUUAAUUUUAAUUUAAUUAUAAUUACAUUUACAGCUGAAAGAGAAGACUAUCGAUAUAGUGGUUCUGAAAAUGAAGAAGAUGAUGAUCAUCAUAAUAUUGCUGGUGAACAACAUUCAUCCAUUAUUCAAGCACCUGGAGAUAAUACAUUAAGACGUAAUUUCCAACAAAUUCAAGAGGGGCGAACUUUAACUCCUCACGGUAAAGACAAACAUGGUAAAGAAAGAGAAGAAAUACCAGAACCCGGUCCUCCUGCUCGCCCUCCUAUAAUUCCCAGUAGAUUAAUUGGUAUGGUAACAUUUAUUCGUUAUAAUAAUAAUUAAAAUGUACAAUUAAUUUUAUUUGUUUAUCCAAUUAGUUGUCCCAGAUCCUCACCCACCUUCUAGGCCCCUUCCUCCACCACCACGCGAUGAUAGACAUUUUCAUCUACAACAACAGCAACCUCAGCGAAAUUCCAAUAUGUUCCAACCUAUGGUAAGUGGUAUUUUAUUAAAAUUUAUAUUUUAACCAGAGAGCAAACAAUAAUUUGAGAUUUGGAUGGUUUUGGUUUCUCAGUUAAAUGAAGUGAGUGCAUCAGCCAGACAGACUGAUGUCUCUGCGUCACAAAUUCAUCAAAAUGGUGGUGUAAAAAUUAUACCUCAAGGAAUAAUUGAAUCAGACUCUUCUGAUGAUGAUGAUGACGACGAUGAUGAUGAAGAAGAUGAUACUGCUCAUAGACAUGAUGUACGCCGUGCACCACCUAGAAGAAAAGCCAAUGAUGGAACAUUGCUUGCUAGUGAUCCACCAAAACCAUUGUAAGUUAUUUAUAGAACUUAUUUUUUUCUGAAAACAUGAGUGUCAAUAAUUUUGUUUUAUUUUUUAGACCAGCUGAUAUAAAUCCGAAUGCAUUUGUAAAUUUAGAAGGUAUUAUUCAUUUUAUAAUAUUUAUAAUAUUUGAUUCAUUUCUUGGAUAAAUAUACAUGUAUAAAUAAAAUUAUUAAAGUAGUAAAAUUUAAUUAUAUGAUUUUAUUUUGAUAUUAGGAUCAUCAUCAAGUUCUAGUACUGUUAUGGGACCUGGCGGUGCACCUAAUCGUCCUCUUCCACCUACACCCGAUGAGGAAGAAAAUGGUGACAGAACACUGGUAUUAAGAAGGGUGAGUGUUUUUUAUUUUAUAAGUUAAUGCACACCACAUUACACUUUUCACAAAGUUAGUGAAUGAUAAAUUGUGUGUAGUCUGAAUAAAUAAAAAAAAAAAAUAUAGAAUCAUAAGCUUAGAAUGGGACAUUUCCGACACUUUUUUUUUAGCAUGAAAUGUAAAAAUAUUUUUUAUAUAGUACUUCCUCUGAGAUUCUUUGGACAGUUAAAUAAAUAUCAAUAAUAAAUAAUUAUUUUAUUUUACAAUUGUCUUAAUCUAAUAAAAUAAUUAAAUUUGUAAUAAACUUUAUACAAUUUAAAAAUAUGCAUUGAUUGGUGCAUGAGUAUUAAUAGAUAAUAAUUGUUUUAUUUCAUUUUGAAAAAUGUCCCAUUGAAGUGCAUUACUUAUAUUUUAUAUAUAUUUUUAUAUAGAAAUAUGUUAAUUUUAACAUAUUUGUAGGGUAAUUUUUUUUUAAUUACAAAGUUAGCUCAAAUGCUUGUUUUUUUACUAAUAAUAAUAUGGCUUAAAAAGUAUGUUCUUUCAUACAUUUAGUGUGUAUUUUUUUUAUUUAUUUUUUUUUUAAUAGUAGAAAAUAGCUAGUAUCUUUUGGUGGUAGAAUUUUGUCCAUGUAAAUGUUUACAUUUCCCCAACAAUAAAUAUUUCUCCUUACUAUUCUGUUUACUUUUAAAGUUUUCAAAUGUAUAUUGCAUAAAUAAAACAAGAUAUAAUAACUAUUAUGAAAUAAUGCUUAUUUAAAUUUUACUCAUCUAAUCACAUAAUAAAUUUUAAUUAUUCUAAAGCUGGUUCCACAUGUAAACAUAUUAGUUGAUCUCAUACUCUUAUAGCAACGUUUUUUUCCAUGUUUAUCUAGAUACUAAAUUCUUAAACUGUUGUUAUUUACAUAAAAAUAUAAUGAUUAUUAUUUAAUAAUAACUUUUGCAUUAAAAUAUUUUGUUUAACUAUCAUUAAUGUGAAAAUAUGAUUGAUUAAAUAAUGUGGAUCUAGCUUAUAAUGGUGUAGGGUCUCUUUUUCAUCAACGUUUCAUUUCAUUGUAAAUAUAUUAUAUAUAUAUUUUUUGUUUAUCGAGAAUACAUUUACAACGAAGAACUCUUUCUCUAUCAUGAAAUUGUCAUAACAAAAUAAAAUUCUUUACAAUUUUUGAAAACCUUAACCUUUUUAAAGGCUUUGUUUUUUAAUAUCGUUUUACAGUUUUUCUAACAGAACACAAACAUCUAAAAAUUAUUUUUAAACAACCAAUAGACAUAAUAAAUCAUUGUGAUUACGUUUAAAUUUUGAUUAAUUUUCAAGGAAAAAGUCAAUUUUUUGUAAACAAUUUUACAGUUUUUGUUUAAUGUUCCUAAGAUAUAUAAAUAACAUUUUUAUUAUAUAUUAUAAUAAUUUAGCUAUUGAAGUAUAAUGGUAUAGUAAUAAAAAAUUUUAAAUUACAAUAUAUUUUGUAUUUAGUGAGAUUUUUUUUUUUUUUUGUAUUUGGAAUUUUUUUCACUUAGUUUGGUAUUUUAUUAUUUAUACACUUGCUAAGUAUUAUUUUAUUAUGUAAAAUAAAACAACAACAUUUUAUAAAACGCUAAUAUUUAUAAAUUUAUUUGGUAUUAUUUAUGAAGUUACAAACUAUGGUUAAUUUAUUAUUAUUAUGGACAUGAAAAACUAUAUUAUCCGAUUAAAAAAAAAAAUUCCAAAUUAAUAUUUAUUAUUUAGUGUUAUAAUAUUAAAAUUAAGAGCAAAAUAAAAAAAUUAUUUUUUUCAUUCAUAUAUAGGUUCAUAGGUAGGUUUAAUUGGAGUUCUAUUGUCUCGAGACUUGCACUACUGACCAUUAGGUUAAAAUUGUUUUAUUUUGUUUUAAUAUUUUAAAAAAUUCCCACACCAGUUAUCGCAGCGAAAACCAAAUUCAAAUGAUGGAAAAUUAGAUAUUGAUGAACAAAAAUUGCUGAAGGAUUGGGAUUUUGCGCGAUUCUUCCAAAAAUCAAAUAGUAUAGCGGAAAAAGACUCUCAUCCAAAAAUCAAAGAUGCAGUAUCAUCAGUACCAAGACGCAUGCCACAGCAGAAACGCAAUGGUUCAGAAUCAUCUGGUCCUUCUAAAUUUAUAACAAAUGUGUUCAGAAGAGAGAAUACAGACUUUUUUGUACCAUCAGCUCGCCAUUCCGCUGUGUUUCUUGAAGGAAGGCGCUCUGAUAUUCAACAAAGAAGAGGUUCAGAUGCUAGCAAAAAGUCGUCUAUAGAACGAACUGAUUCAUUAAAAAAACCAUGGAAGCCAACUAGGCCAAGACGGGAAAGAACUGAUGGUGAUAUUGUAUUGCAAUCUAGCAGACAAAGAUUGAUAAGACCACUGUUAGAAAAUAAACGUGUAGAGGGUGAUCCCAGAUUUUCGCGCGGAAAUGCUGAUAGUAGCAAGAAGAGUACUGGUCAAGAUAAUGGAUUUACCAAUGAAACUAAUCAGGUUAGAGAUAGAAAAGUAAAGGUUAAUAUAUCAUGCCAUGUGUUUUACUUUUUAAUACUCGUCCUCGCUAAUAAUACACAUAUCUGGUGUCUCAGUCACUCUAAGUAUUAUAUACUUAGUGUAAAGACACCUUAUAUACCGAGGGUAAUUAGGUUUUAUGUCAUAUUUUAAUUUCAUUCAUAUCACUGUUGAUCAUCGAGUCCAAAGAAUCUAAUAUUGUGUGUGUGUAUAUAUAUAUAUAUAUGUAUACCUAUAUAUAUAUUUAUUUUUUUUAUGUAUUUUGGUGAACGGUCAGUGGUAUUUGUGAAAAAUGCAUGACUUUAAACCAAUUUAUCCUGGUCAAAUGAUUUGUGGUACAAAUAAAUACUAACUGAUUCUUAUUGAUGUGCUUUGAUAUAAUGUAUCUUGUUUACUCUUUGAAAAAUAUUUUAAUGUUCACAUUCAAUGAUUUUAAUAUUUGGUUUUCUGUAUUAAAAUUAUUAUUAAAUUAUUUGUAUAGUUAAGUUUUUAAAACUUUUAAAAUAUAUUUACAUUUGUUUAUUAGCAUGAAGCAAAUUGAUUAUAUAUUUGUUUUAAAUUGGUUAUAUUAUUAUUUAAUCAGUUCAGUUUUUUAAAAUACUAUUUUGUUUACUUUAAUCAUUGAUAAUAUCUUAAAAUGCUUUUUGUAAACUUUUUUUUUUUAAUAAUUUCUUUUUUUGUUAGCCAUACAAAUUUGAUAUAAUUUAAUAUCAUAUGUAUAUAUAUAUUAACUUAUAAAACACUAUGAAUAUUCUAUUACCUAAUGAUCUGUAUAAUUUGUUUAAGUAAAUUAAAGCUAUUGAUUAUACUAUUUUGAAAUCGAAUUCAAAAAAAAAAAAGUAAAAUGUAUGUUUGUAUCAUUGCACAUCUCUAAAUAAUUCUCCGUCAUAGAAAAUAAGGGAAAAAAUACACAUUAUACUUGAAAUCAAUAUUAUGUCUGAUAUUUUGGAAUGUGCAAGAACGAAAUCGGAAUUGGUUUUUACUUUUUUCACAAAAUUCCAAAAUAAAAGUGUGUUGAUUAUACACAAAAAGAGUUUGAAUGGUGUAUGCUAUAUUUAAUCAAAAUGCGUUUGUGUUGUGUGCAUGUAAUAAAUAGUGUUAUGUUUGUGUUGCAUGUAUUAUGUAUAAGCAUUUUGUAAAUAGAUAUUUCGGAUAUUGUUACAUAAAUACAUAGAAUAUCAAAAUGAAUAAAACAAACAUAUUAUGUUUGUACAGAUAUUUGUUAAUGGCAAUAUAUUUAUACACUUAAUGUUAAGGUAAGUAUUUUAUAAUCGUACAUAAAAUAUUAUUUUCGUUAGCAUGAAUGAUGAUAUUUAAUGGGUUUAACUAGCUCACACUAAUUGAGCUUAACAUUCACUGAAAAUUGUUCACAACUAAUACACGCUACAUAACAUAACUAAUGCAAAAUUGUUUAAUAGUAUACAUGUGUUGUAAAAAUGUAUAUGUACAAUGAUUAAUUUUAAAUUGUAUAUUUAAAUUUUUAGAACCGUGACGAACGCCGUAGUGACUUCCAUAGGCACGAUAUAUCAGGUGGAUCGAGCUCAAGAACGAGUUCGGUUCUACCAGAUCUACUUUCUCAGGUUUAAUUGAUGAAUUAAUAAUGAAUACAAUUAUGGUUUUUUAUUAUUUAAUAUUUCCUUUUAUUUUUGAUUAGGCAUCAUCGAGUCCUGGUACUCCAAAUCAAAGACUGGACAAAAGUACUACCGAAGAGGUUUGUAAAACCAAGCAAAUACUAAAUAUAGUUAUAUACUUAAAAAUUGUUUUAUUUCCUUGUAAUACUCUAACUGUUUUUAUUAGAAUUGAUUUAUAAUAAUAUCUAAUCUAAUUUCAUUUUGUUUUAUGUUCAUUAACAUCAUUAACUCAAACAUCGUGCCACAUUUUGAUAAAAGUAAGUGUAGUUUUUCUUUUACAUUAAUUAUUACCAACAGCAAACAACUCACUUAUAUACACGUUUAAUGCCUACUACAAAAAUGGCUGUUGGUAUUAGAACACAAAUUAAUAAUUCAAUAAAAACGUUUUUAAAUUUAUUUUCUAAUUCAAUGUUUUUCUUCCGUCUAAUUUUAGUUUCAAAAUGCAAUAUCAAAAACAUAUCAAUUACUACAGAAACAGCGUUCAUUCCUAACUUUCGGUUUUGGUGCUGGAGGUACUGGCACAAGUACUAGUUCCCAAGGUCCAGGUCGUCGAGAAUCUCAUGUUAAUGUCAAUGUAACUCCAACUGUUCAUGAUUUAGCCUCAGAGACCCCAGAAAUACGUAAAUAUAAGAAACGAUUCAACUCUGAAAUUCUCUGCGCAGCAUUAUGGGGUAAUUUGUUAUUGUAUAAUAAUAUUAGUUUGUAUACAAAAUAAUAAUUUAAAAACAAACAAAAUUGUAUUGUCAUCAGGAGUUAACCUAUUGAUUGGCACAGAGACUGGACUUAUGUUGUUAGACAGAAGUGGCCAAGGUAAAGUGUAUCAACUAAUUUCUAGGCGACGGUUCCAACAGAUGGAAGUACUAGAAGGACAAAAUAUUUUAGUAACUGUUUCGGGUAAAAAAAACCGUGUUAGGGUCUACUAUUUGUCAUGGUUGAAGUCUAAGAUACUGAGAACAGACGGGGUUAGUGAAUGCACUUUAUCUAUGUUUUUUUUCUAAGAAAAUUAAUAAAACAUUUUUGCACAGCAAGUGGAAAGAAGAAACGGUUGGAUAAACGUUGGAGAUUUACAAGGUGCUGUCCAUUUCUGCAUUGUCAAAUACGAACGGAUAAAAUUCUUGGUUAUAGCUCUUAAAGACAGUAUAGAGAUCUAUGCGUGGGCUCCUAAGCCGUAUCAUAAAUUUAUGGCUUUUAAGGUACAAUGCCAUUAUCUAUAUGUGUAUUUCUAACCUUAACAGAAAAUAAUAAUUUUUUUUUUUUUAAAUACAUUUUCAGUCUUUUGGAGACCUUGUUCAUCGACCAUUACUUGUAGACUUGACAAUAGAAGAAGGGGCACGUCUUAAGGUUAUAUAUGGUUCAGGCGAUGGAUUCCAUGCUGUAGACCUAGACUCUGCGUCUGUAUAUGAUAUUUACUUACCUAAACAUGUAAGUAUAUUUAGAAAAAUAUUAUUAAUUUUAAUAUACCUUAAUGUGUUAUUAUUUCAAUACUUAAGACUCAAGGAGCUAUUGCACCGCAUUGUAUUGUUGUGUUACCAAAUUCUAAUGGGCUACAAUUGUUGUUAUGUUAUGACAACGAAGGAGUCUAUGUAAAUACUUAUGGAAAGGUAUGUAUUUAUUUAUUGUUUUUGGUUUAUUUAUUGUUGUUCUUUAACACAAAUAACUUUUCCAUAGAUGUCAAAGAAUAUAUUAUUGCAAUGGGGCGAAAUGCCCACAUCAGUUGCAUAUAUUGGCACUGGCCAAAUAAUGGGUUGGGGCAACAAAGCAAUUGAAAUACGAAGUGUAGAAACUGGUCAUUUGGAUGGUGUAUUCAUGCAUAAGAAAGCACAGAGGUUGAAGUUCCUUUGCGAAAGAAAUGAUAAGGUAUGUUUUUUUUUCCAUUGAACUUUUUAAAAAAAAUUCUAGUACAUAAUAAAUUUGUGUAAAAUAUAUAUAUAUAGAUAAAUAACAAUGCUUAAAGUAAACAAAUUCAAAAAUGUCGCUUUUAUGUAUAGUUUUUCAAAAGUUUAUAAUGUUAUAAAUAAUAUUUUGAUAUUAUUAUUACCAUCAAUAGUAUGCCUAUAAUACUUGAGAAACAUUAAUAAAUGUGUAUAUAUCAAGAAAAAAACUAAACACCAAUUCAAUAUUUUUUAUUUCAGGUAUUCUUUUCGUCCGCUAAAGGUGGGUCAUGUUGUCAGAUAUACUUUAUGACGCUCAACAAACCUGGUAUGGCCAAUUGGUAAAUCAAUUAUAAUCGUAAUAACAAAAAUUUGUAAUUCUAUUAUAAACCGGCAUUGAUCAACAUUAAUGGUCGUUAUAUUAUAUCAUAAUAAAUGGACCAAAUUAUCUGAACACCACCUACAAUGUGACAGUUUAUUAAAUUUAUUACCAAGUUAUAUAUAAUACAAAUUUUUAUAUGUAAUAUUAUAUGUUAAAUACGUAUAAUAAUAUUAUUGCUUCAAACAAAAAGACUUAAUUUACCAAUUGUGGUAAAAUAUAUAGAAAAAUAUUAAUCCUCUACACUAAUGUAUUUUUAUUAACUUUUCAUGUAGUUUUUUACCUUUUAUUAAUGUGCCCAUGCACUUUAAGAUUAUUAUUAUAUUUUUUUUAUCAAAACACUAGAGGCCAUUUUACACGUUUAAUAUUGUUUUGUAUGAUGCCCAGUGUAUUCAAAUGAAAUAUAACUGUGAAACAGAAAUAUUUAUGAACAAAUAUAUAGUAAUAUAAUAAAACUGUCAUUUAGAUAAAUCAUUAGUGUGUAUUGUUUGUUUAUUAUUAUAUAUAUUUUUUUUUUUAAUUUUUUUUUUAAAGCUCACAUUUAUUAUUUUAUGUUAACCGAUAAAUUAUAAUUAUUCAAUUUUAAAAAAUAUAAUUAUUUUAUACUUUAUAUUAUUUAUUAUGAUUUGUUAUUAGAUUAAAUUGCAAAUAAACAAAAUAGUAGUCCAUAAUUUUUAUAUUUAUAAUAUCAAUUUUGUUUUGUUAAGUGUCCUUGAUGAAAAAAAAAUCACUUGUACGUUUAUAUGUUUAUUAUUAUUAUUUUUUGUACUGAAAAAUAAUAUUAGUAAUAUUUUUAUGAAAUGAUAAUAUGUUUAGGAUUUUAGUAUUUUAUAUUUUGUUGUUUUACAAAACAAAAACAAUUUCUAAGAAAACUAGACAAAAUUGUGGUGCUUCGUGCUAUUUUGCAAAAAAAAAAAAAAAGAGCUAAACAAUUCUAUUGUUGUACUGUGUAUCAUUUUUCUUCGUCUAUUUAAUGUGUCAAAAUUUUUUGUAUUUUAAAUUAUAAUACGUGUUUUAGAUACAUAUUAUGUUUUUGUUUGAAACUAAAUUGCCUUUAUCCUAUAUGGUGUUCCUACCUUUUUCUGAUACCAGAAAUAUUGA
Molecule: messenger RNA, 14841 nt
Organism: Cinara cedri
Lineage: Eukaryota; Metazoa; Arthropoda; Insecta; Hemiptera; Aphididae
Source: the annotation of a GenBank genome assembly